GGGACGGCCACCUGGCAUGUUCGAACGGGGCCGUUGCAUUUGCAGGCGUGCUCCAUCAUGCACAGAUGCGCCGCCAAUGCGAGCUUGCUUUCAUGGCGCACUGGUCAGGGACGUCAGGAAGGAGGGACACGUAACAAUUGCAGCGUAAUGAGAUGGCAUUCGCAUCAUUGACCGCUGCACAAUCCCAAUUUAGCUGCAGACCUUCCACGUUGUGGUGCGGAAGACGAGGGAGAACCGGGUUGCCAGCUUCCUCGUCAGAGUCAAGGAAUUGGCCAUUCUUUGUGGGCGGAACAGGAGCAAGGGUGAAGAUGGCACAAGCAGAGAGCGGUGCGAUGCGAGCCAAGGGUUCUGCGAAUGAACCUGGCCUCCCUUUCAAGGAGCAGACUCUCAAGGUCGCCUACACAGCCCUAGGGACUGCGGGGAUGCUGAUGGCAGCGGCCAAGAUCGCUUUUCCAGCACAGGUGUUGGCCCUCGACUUCCCAGGGACUGCAAUCACCGCAGAGCUCUGCAGGGCCCAAAGAGUGCUUGGGGGCGCCUUGCUACCAGGAGUGGCUGCCGCUUUCGUGCUGAGGGACGCGGCAGAAAGAAAAGAGCUCGACACUGGCGAUGCUCUGCGCCUCAACAUUGGCCUCGUAGCUUUUGGAGUUGGAGUGGCCAACUCUCUGACACGGAUCCCCGUUGGGGUCAUCCUUGACAGCAAAGCAAAUGCUCUCGGCUUAGUGUCAUCGGCGGCAUCAAUCAUUGUGGGCUGCAUCGGUGCCAGUGCUGCAUUCACUUCGAAGCACCGCUCCACCAACAAGGGGGUUGCCGAUGGGAAGGCAGCGUUGCUCUCCUUCAUCAAGCCCAAAAACGCGUCAUCGCUGCUGUAUGGCGUGUUCUCCAUAAUCUUUGGCUACGCCGCCCUCUCAACAUUCCGCCAGCCGAGCGCGCCUCCAAAUCUCAGCAUCCCGUUCGUGUACACGGGAGUCGGCGCCAGCGUGCUGCUGGAGCUGCUCAUGGCGUCCGGAACGCUCGUGGCGCCUCUUGCUGCGCUGACGCUGAAAGCUGCGUCCGACAAGGGACAGCUGUCGUCCCGGCGGGCCAAGCUGCUGAAUGGCGGGAUCCUAGGGGUGGCUGCGGGCUUCGGGGUCACGAUGGUUGAGGGCAUGGUCACGUUGGGCGCGUUUCCCACGCCCAUUCUAGUUCGGGUGGGCAUCUGGGCGGUAGUGGGAGUCACGAGCGGUCUGAAUUUGUUCAAGGGGAAGAAGCGGGACUAAGGUACGGAUCAGGUCAAGAAAAAUCUACUAUCAGAUGUUCGUAAGUCAGGCGUGACUUAGACGAACUUCGGAGAAGCUUUUUCAGCCGAAACCGGGGGGCGCUGCAUUCCACUCGUUGAGAGUCGUCAAGAAGGGUACAACCACGUUGUAGAGGACCUUCAAACAGCAGUGGUUUAGGGGACGGUGAGAGCUCACUGGGGGUAUUUAUGAGGCGGAUAAUUCAUCUACCUCAAGUGAAGAGAAGCGUGCAAGCUGUGCGUCAGUCCCCAUGCCGUUUCUUAGACAUUUAGUUAUCAAUGAUGAAAAGCCGACGGAUGACCUUCAACUUCUGCAAUUGUCUUGUAAAAAAAAUGAGAUUCCUCCCCGAGUCCUCAUGCGUAGUAGUACCACGACGGCUAAAACAUUGGAUUACACAGAGUCAUCUUUCUCCA
This is a messenger RNA of Klebsormidium nitens, 1687 nucleotides long. The record is from the annotation of a GenBank genome assembly. Lineage: Eukaryota; Viridiplantae; Streptophyta; Klebsormidiophyceae; Klebsormidiales; Klebsormidiaceae.